Molecule: messenger RNA, 4355 nt
Organism: Pongo pygmaeus (Bornean orangutan)
Lineage: Eukaryota; Metazoa; Chordata; Mammalia; Primates; Hominidae
Product: dnaJ homolog subfamily B member 9-like
Exons: 1
Coding region: 3032-3649 (205 amino acids)
Biological process (GO): ERAD pathway
Cellular component (GO): endoplasmic reticulum
Molecular function (GO): protein-folding chaperone binding; misfolded protein binding
Source: RefSeq, a predicted model, not a curated record
CAGCCUGGGCAACAGAGCAAGACUCCACCUCAAAAAAAAAAAAAAUUAGAUUUUUUAUUGUGGUAAAAUAUACAUAACAUAAAAUUUACCAUUAGUGAUAUUUAGUACAUUAACUGUGUUGUACAAGUACCAUCUCAAUCUAGUUUCAAAACCUUUUCCUCACCCCAAAAGGAAACUCAGUACCCUUUAAGCAGUCAUCUGCCUCUGGGAAACACUAAGCUGCUUUCUAUCCCUAGGGAUUUGCCUAUUUUGGAUAUUUAAUAUAAACAGAAUCACAUGAUAUGUGUCUGGCUUCUUUCACUUAGCACAAUGUUUUCAAGGUUCAUCCAUGUUGUAGCAUGUAUCAGUACUCCAUUCCUUUUAUGGCUGAAUAAAAAAUUAUAAUUUUUAAAGUUUAUAAAGUUGGUCUUUUCUCUGGUGCUCCAAAAAUAGAAUACCAUUAUGAUUUAUUUUAUAAAUGCAGCCAAAGGAAUUUCUUUUUGACCACCAAUGAAUUUCAACAUAGAACAGAAAACUUUUAAUUCUUAUCAUUUAAAUCUUCAUAAAGCAUAUCAAAUAAUCUGAUGUUUAACAUACUUGCCACAUGAUACUCUUGCCUUGAUAAGCAAGGUUAAGGUCUUCUCCUAAACCAGUGAGCAUUGUUUCAGAAGCCACUAAUUAGCAGUGGAUGACACAGUAUAUCCAAAACCAGAAAUCUUGAUGGUGAGCCCAGCCUUGCUGGACUGAAAUGCCAUCACUAUAUACUUGGGUCAUUUUUUUUGUUUGUUUGCUUUAUAGAAUUUUGUUAUUAUCAGUUUUCAUGCUACUCUCCAAAUUUUUUCUUCUAUGUGCUGUACCCCAUAUGGCAAUGAAAACAGUAAUUGAACAGUUACAAGUUUUCAUUGUUUUUAAAAAAUUAGGACACUGACUUUAAUCUUUUUCAAAACUUUUUUUUGCCAUCUUCUAAAUCAUCUCUUUGGUGCUUAAUACUAAUUUAGAACAUCUUCUGAAAUUUCUUCUAUGUUCUGGAAUUUCUUUUCUAUUCUUUUUUCCAGUAUAUUUAAAACUUGAAAGCUAUAUAGAAUCCAAGGUUUCUCCAACAGUAGAUUUUUUUCUUUAUGAUCAGAAAUGAUCUUUUUAUUACACUUUCUCAGACAUGGCUCAUAAUAUUAGGUAUUUUAUUAUUAUAACCUUCUCUUCAUUUAAUAUGAUUGGCAUUGUUGUGAUUAAGUGGGUGAUGUUAAUAAUAUUUGACAGUAGUUCAUACCUAGCAUCCCAGCACUUUGGGAGGCAGGAGGAUCACUUGAGGCCAGGCAGGAAUUCCAGACCAGCCUAGGCAACAAUUUUGUAGCAACAAGCUACAAAAAAUAAAUUAAAAAAUUACAUGGCUGUGGUGGCACACACCUCUGGCCCCAACUGCUUGGGAGGCUGAGGUGGGAUGAUCAGUUGAGCCCAGGAGUUUGAGGCUGCAGUGAGCUAUGAUUAAGCCACUGCACUUCAAUCUGGGCAACAGAGUGAGACUCUCUUAAAAAAAAAACAAUUUGACAAAAAAAAAUUUCAGGAACCAUAUUUAAGACAUUAAAGUGGGGCGACAUCGGAGGUAGGAAAACCAGCUGGUUAGACAUUUUAGAAAUUUAAGUGUCAUUAAAAGUUCAUUAAGGGCAAGAACUGUGGUGGUGGUGUAUUGUUCAUCGGUGUUGUAUUGUUCACUCUGUAUGAUUUGUGAUAUAUAGUAUAGGUUCAUAGUUAUUUUAUGCCACUUGUGGAACAUAACAGAAAACAAAAGUAAUGGAUAAGCAAAUGAAUUAUCCUUAUUGUUGAAAGAAAGACAGCUGAAGACCUAGACUACUGUGGUGGCAGUGAAAAAUCAAGACUGGAAGAAGAUGGGGCAGAGUGUUAGAAGGCUAAAUAAAGGAUUAAUGUGGAAUGCACCAAGAAAAAAAGAGUUAAACAGACUCCAAAACUGAACACUGUGGAAACUAGAGAAAAGAAGGUGAUGAUAAGUAGCAAUUAAGAAGAGAAUGUGUGUUUGUUUUCUUUUUUUUUUUUUUCAGGUUGUAAAUAUUUAUAUUUCUCUCACAUACAAUGUUGUAUGAGACAUUUGUUUUAAUAUGUAUCCAUAGGAUUAAUACUCAUAUGGAGUAUAAUGUGGAAAAGUGCAGAACUAAAGAAAUAAGUCUAUCCGAAAACAAAAGCACACAUUUCUCAGGAUUUAAAAAUAUUGCACAUAGUAAGGUUGCACAGAAAUUACUGGCUGGUUUUACAAACAGAAUGAGGUAUCAGUCAACCUCUAGAUAAAGAUGAGUAGAGAGAGGAUAAACUACACACACAAACACAUAAAUCCGUACUAAGACCUAAGAGUGCCAACAACUAAGAAAAAAAUAUGAAAAAGAUAUGUAAGUAGCUACGAUUUCAACACUACAAAAUCAUUUUUAGCCUAGGACCAAACACAUUACAAUCUCUUGGCAAUAUUUCGUUAAGUUUUCAACUUUUUUCCAGCCUAAAUGACUAUGGGCAAUAAAACCAUUUCCUUUACCCCAGUUCUACUGUAGAAAGGCACAGUGCUGUGGUAAAUAUCAAACCAUCCCUUUCUCAACCUUUCAGUAGCAAUUAACCAAGAUACUGUUCUCCUUUGCUGAAUGACUCAGUUACACGGUUUCAUGUACAUUCUGCAACGCAAGUCACAGAUGUUAUAGAACAUGCAACUUUGAAUUAGUAAAGGUUUCACUGCAAAAAUCAUUAAGUUCACACAAUUUAAAUCUACAAUUAACUUUUAAAGUUUAACCAGGUAAACUCAAUAUUUUCUUGGUAAUAAAACUGGUGAUAUUAGUGAGCCCAAGGGCAGGUAGAGAAAAAGGACUAGGCAAAAUUACGUGUUUUUUAAAGAAACUUUCCUAAUCCAGGAAAUUAUUAGCAUUUUGUCUACUCGUUGAAUGUUGAAUUUGUCAAAAAAAAAACUCUUAAAUAUAUUUAAUAGCUAUAUCAAAUUGUUUAAAGUGAAAUCAUGCACUUGUCAAAAUAGUUCACAGAAAAUUGUUUAGCAUCAAAGAUAAUGAGGAAGAGUCAACCAGUUGGAUUUAGUGAGAACAGAAAAAGAACUACUGUCCUGAACAGUCACCAAAUCAAGAAGGCCUUUCACAAGUUGGCCAUGAAGUACCACCCUGACAAAAAUAAGAGCCCGGAUGCUGAAGCAAAAUUCAGAGAGAUUGCAGAAGCAUAUGAAACACUCUCAGAUGCUAAUAGACGAAAAGAGUAUGAUACACUUAGACACAGUGCUUUUACUAAUGGUAAAGGACAAAGAGGUAGUGGAAGUUCUUUUGAGCAGUCAUUUAACUUCAAUUUUGAUGACUUAUUUAAAGACUUCGGCUUUUUUGGUCAAAACCAAAACACUCGAUCCAAGAAGCAUUUUGAAAAUCAUUUCCAGACACGCCAGGAUGGUGGUUCCAGUAGACAAAGGCAUCAUUUCCAAGAGUUUUCUUUUGGAGGUGGAUUAUUUGAUGACAUGUUUGAAGAUACGGAGAAAAUGUUUUCUUUUAGUGGUUUUGACCCUACCAAUCAGCAUACAGUACAGACUGAAAAUAGAUUUCAUGGAUCUAGCAAGCACUGCAGGACUGUCACUCAACGAAGAGGAAAUAUGGUUACUACAUACACUGACUGUUCAGGACAGUAGUUCUUUUUCUGUUCUCACUAAAUCCAACUGAUGUUUGUUUUCUUUGAGGGGAGAGCUACACAAGGGUAUAGUUGAUAUUAUUAGGUAUUGGAGCAAGAGCUAAUUGGAAAAUACCUGUAGGCCAUGGGAUUUUAAAAAUGUAAAUUUGGGAGCUAUUUGCAUGCGAUUGAUUAAAUCAUUAUGUGGAUGGAUUCUAAGAUUAAACUUUUGUGGAUAUCUUCUGAUGAGACUAAGAAUAGGCUUGGUUAUAUCAUGUUAGGUAUUUUCAAAAACUGAAUCUCUGUUUAAACUGUGCUUUAUUAAGUAAGAAUAAAUUCUACCAGGAAUGCCAGUAAUCUGUCCACAUUUUUCAUUGCAAUGGAAUUUUGCUUAGAUUAGGCUACCAGAAUUUUACUAUGAAUAUUUUUAUUAUAAUAGGAUUUGUGGCACAUUUGAAGCCAUUAUGGCAAACUGAGUUUAGAAGAAAGGUAGGAAGGCAAAAAUUAUUUUAAAGGUUACAUUUAGAGACAAAAUGACAUAGUUGCAGGACAGUAGCAAUAGAAAAUCUUACAAGUAGAUUCUCUAAAUAGCCACUGUUGGCAAGCCAACAAAUAAUCACAUCUGUAAGGUCUGGAAGGAGUUACUGGCUUUAUUUCAGUGUUUUUAACCUCAGUUCCAUCCACAGGUAACAGUAGCACCAUCAGUCACAUGUUCUAAAUAUUUGGAA